Messenger RNA from Opisthorchis viverrini, 423 nucleotides. RefSeq lists its product as hypothetical. The annotation marks the transcript as partial. Lineage: Eukaryota; Metazoa; Platyhelminthes; Trematoda; Opisthorchiida; Opisthorchiidae. The record is from RefSeq and is a predicted model, not a curated record. The transcript has 4 exons.
GUACGACACAAUGCAUUUCCAACUCGUCCACUGGCAAGUGUGCACAACAAGCAAACGCAUCUGUAUAAAAACUUGAUGUUUCGCGUGCUCCGUGUCCAAAGCAAAGGUUCUUCUCGUUCGCGAACCCAGACCAUCACGAGCAUAGUGUAUAUACAUAAACGUCUUGCUCGUCUUGGCAACGACUGUGGUCAACUGCACAUGUACUUCCGAUAUUCUAACCUAAAUGCAGUUCUGGCGCCUGUCGCAUGGGUGAAGCUGCGGAAUUUCAGCAGCUGCGUCACAUAUGAACCUUGGGAUCCAUGUUACGACAAAUACAGUCAUUUGCAAAUUAAUCCGGUGUUCAUGGGAGAUACAAGUGAAUCCAUCGUUUAUGAUGUUCUUCAACUGAAUGUGCUGCACACAGUCCACCUCAUGUUUCAAUUG